Messenger RNA from Danaus chrysippus (African queen), 624 nucleotides. NCBI's taxonomy places the organism in Eukaryota, Metazoa, Arthropoda, Insecta, Lepidoptera, Nymphalidae. The record is from the annotation of a GenBank genome assembly.
AUGAAAAUCUUGUUGAUCGCUGCCCUCAUUGCUGUGGCUACGGCCAGCCCAGCUCGCUUGAUCGUCCCUGGACCUGCGGGGCCCGAACCCAUCGUUGAUGAAAACGGUAGCCCCAUUGAUGUAGGACCAGUCAUUGUUGACGAAGACUCCCCCAUCGACGUCGGACCCGUCAUCAUUGACGAAGACUCUCCCAUUGACGUUGGACCCGUCAUCAUUGACGAAGACUCUCCCAUUGACGUUGGACCCGUCAUCAUUGACGAAGACUCCCCAAUCGACGUUGGACCCGUCAUCAUUGACGAAGACUCCCCAAUCGACGUUGGACCCGUCAUCAUUGACGAAGACUCCCCCAUCGACGUUGGACCCGUCAUCAUUGACGACUCAUCCGUAGGACCCUCUCCUUCAGUGUCCCCUCUGGUCCAGAUCAUCAUCAACGUCAACUCUGACGCUAACAAACCUCAGCCAGGCCCAGUCAUCGAUGACGAAAGUGAUGACCACAUUCCUGACCAGCCCGUUAUCAUCGUCGACGAACCUGAAAUCAUCGAAGAGCCUGUUGUUCCUGAGGAAGUUAUUGUUGUCCCUGUUGACGUCAACCCCAUCGAAGUUCUCCCAGACACCCUGAACUAA